This is a messenger RNA of Cladophialophora psammophila CBS 110553, 519 nucleotides long. RefSeq names its product large subunit ribosomal protein L40e. Bases 1 to 519 code for a protein of 172 amino acids. The transcript has 3 exons. Gene Ontology annotation, molecular function: ubiquitin protein ligase binding; structural constituent of ribosome; protein tag activity. Gene Ontology annotation, cellular component: nucleus; cytoplasm; ribosome. The record is from RefSeq and is a predicted model, not a curated record. Gene Ontology annotation, biological process: modification-dependent protein catabolic process; translation; protein ubiquitination. NCBI's taxonomy places the organism in Eukaryota, Fungi, Ascomycota, Eurotiomycetes, Chaetothyriales, Herpotrichiellaceae.
AUGCGCCUCACCUUCCAUUUUGGUAAGGCCAGUCUUGGCGCCAAAUGUGCGUCCACAAUCAAAGGUUGUCUCGCCACCCCUCAGUCUUCGAUAUCACCGCUUGCAACAUAUUCAACCAACAUUGCCAGUGACCAGAAGAUCUUGACAAGAACCCUCACGGGCAAGACCAUCACCCUCGAGGUCGAGUCGUCCGACACGAUCGACAAUGUCAAGUCCAAGAUCCAGGACAAGGAAGGCAUCCCGCCUGACCAGCAGCGCUUGAUCUUCGCCGGCAAGCAGCUUGAAGACGGCCGUACUCUGAGCGACUACAACAUCCAGAAGGAAUCCACCCUGCACCUCGUCCUCCGUCUCCGAGGCGGCAUCAUCGAACCCUCCCUCAAGGCUCUCGCUUCCAAAUACAACUGCGAGAAGAUGAUCUGCCGAAAGUGCUACGCCCGUCUGCCCCCGCGAGCCACAAACUGCCGCAAGAAGAAGUGCGGCCACUCCAACCAGCUCCGACCAAAGAAGAAGAUCAAGUAG